This is a messenger RNA of Serinus canaria (Common canary), 2130 nucleotides long. RefSeq names its product UBA domain containing 1 (gene UBAC1). The transcript is spliced from 10 exons. The record is from RefSeq and is a predicted model, not a curated record. The coding region runs from base 252 to 1493 and encodes 413 amino acids. Lineage: Eukaryota; Metazoa; Chordata; Aves; Passeriformes; Fringillidae. Gene Ontology annotation, molecular function: protein binding.
CGGCCGUGGCGGGAGCGCCGCCGUGUCCCCGGAGGGACGGCGGGGCCCGGGCGGUGACACCGGCAGUGACAGCGGGCAGGGCCGCGCCGGGCACAGCCACCGCCGCGCUCCCCGCGCCGCCCGGGCCGGGCCGCCGCUCCCCCGGGCCGGGCGGGGUCACCUUCAUGGGCGGGCGGGAGCACGCGGCGCUGCCCGGGGCCUGCUGAGGCGGCGGCGGCGGCGGCGAAGCGGCGGGACCGGGAGCGGGAGCGAUGUUCGUGCAGGAGGAGAAGAUCUUUGCGGGGAAGGUGCUGAGGCUCCAUGUGUGCACCAUGGAGGGCGCCGAGUGGCUGGAGGAGGUGCCCGAGGACACCACGGUGGAGAAGCUCAAGGAGCGGUGCCUGAAGCACUGUCUUCCUGGGAGCUUGGAGGAUCCCAAAACUGUGACACAUCACAAGCUGAUCCAUGCUACUUCUGAGAAGGUGCUGACAGACACAAAAACAGUGUUGGAGGAGAACAUUCAGGACAGAGAUGUGCUGCUGCUGGUCAAGAAGCGCGCGCCGACGCUGCUCCCCAAGAUGUCAGAUGUGGUUGCAGAGGAGAAAAGGAAGCAGGAGCAGAAGGCUCCUGACAAGGAUGCCAUCCUCAAAGCCACUGCCAACCUGCCUGCCCGCAGCGUGGACCGCAGCGUGACCCACCACAACAUGAGGGAUUUUCCUUUCUUGCAGUUCCAGACAGAGCUCCGGAAGAUUUUAGUGUCUCUCAUAGAAGUUGCACAGAAAUUGCUCGCACUGAACCCAGAUGCAGUUGAACUGUUUAAGAAGGCAAAUGCCAUGCUGGAUGAGGAUGAGGAGGACAGGGUGGACGAGAUCGCGCUGCGCCAGCUCACCGAGAUGGGAUUCCCAGAGAGCAGAGCUGUCAAAGCCCUCAGGCUGAACCACAUGUCUGUGACCCAGGCCAUGGAGUGGUUGAUAGAACACGCUGAUGACCCUUCUGUGGAUGCUCCUCUGCCAGGUUCUGCUCCUGCAGAAGCCCCAGCUGAAGGUGCUGCCUCCUCUGCUGAGGCAGCUGCAGGUCCCAGCUCGGAGGAGGGCGGGGAGGAGGCCAAGGAUGAGCUGACUGAAAUCUUCAAGAAGAUCCGCAGGAAAAGAGAAUUUCGUCCAGACCCACGGGCUGUCAUUGCCCUGAUGGAGAUGGGAUUUGAUGAAAAGGAAGUGGUGGAUGCACUCAGAGUGAACAACAACCAGCAAAAUGCAGCUUGUGAGUGGCUGCUGGGAGACAGAAAACCUUCUCCAGAGGACUUAGAUAAGGGCAUUGACACCAACAGCCCUCUCUUCCAAGCCAUCUUAGAAAACCCAGUGGUACAAUUAGGGCUCACCAACCCUAAAACUCUACUAGCCUUCGAGGAUAUGCUUGAAAACCCCUUGAACAGCACUCAGUGGAUGAACGAUCCCGAAACGGGGCCGGUGAUGUUACAGAUCUCCCGAAUCUUCCAGACACUGAAUCGCACGUAGAGGGAGCUGCCAGUGCACUGUGCCACUUCCCCCUGGCCCUCACUGCCCCUCCACCUCCACAGGAGGCUGCCUGGAUGCUUGGGAAGGGGUGGAGGGGAGGGAGGGAGGGAAGGGGCAGAUCCUGGCUGGAGGGGUCUCUCACACGAGAGCUUUCGUAGUUACGGCCAACAGGAGUGAGUUGCCUUGUGGAUUUAGUGUUAGUGGAAGAGCUUUGAGGAUUUGUUCAUGUUUUCAGGUAUUAGGUUUAAAAUAAAGUCUAUAUAUUAAAAAAAAAAAAAAUAGGAAAAAGGUUUUGUGAAAACACUUCAGAAUCUGAUUGUUGGAAAGAAGUAUUGCUCGUUCAAAAGGCCUGUGACAGUUUUCUGGCCAGUUUUGCUAGGAUCUGGCUGGUGUUUACAAAAGGUCACUGACCACUAGCAUAGGAUAUUAAUCAUCUCCAUGCAGUAUUAAUUUAUAGCUCUUAUCAAAUUGCAAAACUGCUUUUAAAAAAAAAAAAAUUAUUCUUAGGAAAUCUUUUUUAAAAGCCCAAAUCUUGGGAGAGCAAGCACAUUUCUAUCCAAGCUUGUUUAUCUGGCAUUUUAAUUUAAGCAGAAUCAUUCAGAGAUGGAAUUCUAAUAAAUAGCAUUACUUUUUCCUA